This is a messenger RNA of Microthlaspi erraticum, 1770 nucleotides long. NCBI's taxonomy places the organism in Eukaryota, Viridiplantae, Streptophyta, Magnoliopsida, Brassicales, Brassicaceae. The record is from the annotation of a GenBank genome assembly.
AUGGGUUCACUGCUUGCUGGUGCAACAUAUGCAGGACAAUUUGAGAGAAGGUUGGAAGCAGUACUGAAGGAUGUAACUGAUUCCAAUGGGAAUACAAUCUUGUUCAUCGAUGAAAUCCACAUUCUUGUUAGUGCAGGAGGUGUUCCAGGAAGAAUGGAUGCAAGCGACAUGUUGAAACCAAUGCUUGGACGAGGUGAACUGCGAUGCAUUGGUGCAACUACACUGACGGAAUACCGCCAAUACAUAGAGAAGAUCCAGCUCUGGGACGUAGAUAGUUCCCUUGUUUCAGCAGCGCUUCUUGCUGACCGUUACAUCACUGAUCGCUUCCUGCCAGACAAAGCUAUUGAUCUUAUUGAUGAAGCUGCUGCAAAGCUGAAGAUGGAGAUCACUUCUAAACCCACAGAACUCGAUGAAAUAGUCAGAGCUUUGAUCACACUGGAAAUGGAAAGGCUUUCUUUGAAAAGGGAUAAUGAUAAAGCUUCUAAAGAACGGCUACGAAAGGUUGAGAAUGAUUUGACCACACUCAAACAUAAAGAGAAAGAACUCACUGAGCAAUGGGAGCAAGAGAAGUAUCUCAUGAAAAAAAUAAAGAUCGAUAGAGUGAACCUUGAAAUCAAUUCUGGUAAACCUGAGACACUUAUGUCCCUCCAACGUCAGUUAGAGAAAGCUGAGAAGAGUCUCAUGAACUUCCGAGAGUCUGAACAGUCACUAGUCCGAGAAGAGGUAACUGAGUUUCACAUAGCAGAGAUAGUAAGCAAGUGGACCGGUAUUCCUCUAUCGAAUCUUCAGCAGUCAGAGAGAGAAAAGCUGGUCAUGUUGGAACAAGUGCUCCACAAGAGAGUUGUUGGUCAAGACAUGGCUGUAGAAGCAAUAGCAGAUGCUAUCCGUUGUUCAAAGGCUGGUCUUACAGAUCCUAACCGUCCUCUAGCUAGUUUUAUGUUCAUGGGCCCAAUAGGUGUUGGUAAAACCGAGCUUGCCAAGGCUCUAGCUGGAUACCUAUUCAACACUGAAAACGCAAUAGUGAGGUUUGACAUGAGUGAGUACAUGGAAAAAGUCUCGGUCUUGCGGCUUCUUGGUGCACCUCCUGGCACUAUCGGUUACGAAGAAGGUGGACAUUUAACUGAAGCGGUUCGCCGGAGACCUUACUCAGUGGUUCUGUUUGAUGAGAUCGAGAAAGCACACCGUGAUGUCUUUAAUAUCUUGUUACAGCUACUAGACGAUGGAAGAGUAACUGAUUCUCAAGGGAGGACAGUAAGUUUCAGAAACUGUUUUGUGAUAAUGACGUCUAAUAUAGGAUCUCACUACAUUCUUGAGACUCUUCGCAACAAUGGAGAUGGGAAAGAAGCAGUUUACGAGAUGAUGAAGAGGAAAGUUGUGGAGUUAGCAAGAAGAACAUUCAAUCCAGAGUUCAUGAAUAGAAUUGACGAAUACAUUGUCUUCCAGCCGUUGGAUUCGAAAGCAAUAUCCAAAAUCGUUGAGUUUCAGAUGGGACGAGUGAAGAAGAUGUUGGAACAAAAGAAAAUGAAUCUCGAGUACACAAAAGAAGCGUUGGAUCUUCUUGCUCAGCUUGGGUUUGAUCCUAACAAUGGAGCAAGACCGGUGAAGAGAGUAAUCCAGGAGAUUGUGAAGAAGGAGAUCUCCUUGAAACUUUUGAAGGGAGAAUUUGCAGAGGAAGACACUAUUCUUCUUGAUGUUGACCAGACAAACAACAAACUGGUCAUCAAGAAGCUCGAGAUUGAUAAUGCUCAUGUUGAGGAAAUGGUAGCUUGA